GGUUCUGAAAGCCUGAGUUGUAACGCAGGAAGAGAAAUUGAGCAAACCUAGUUGGUGUGUGUAUCAGUCUUCUGGGCAAAAUGACCUUCAAUGAUGAUGAGCAGCUUGUUACCCCUCCAAACUCAGGGCCACAACCAACUCCAAUUAUACAGGGAAGAGCACAGUUGGUAAGCAUAAAUAAGAGUACGGUACCACUUGAAGAAACCAAACUCAGGGUGUUGCUGGAGAUUACAGGGGGAGAUUACAGCAGUGACAGACCCGGAUUGGAUCUUGUGGCGGUAUUAGAUGUCAGUGGAAGCAUGAACGACGAUGGAAAGCUAGCAAAAGUAAAAACUGCUAUGCUAUUUGUGAUCAAGAAACUUAGCCCCAUUGAUCGUUUGUCGAUUGUUACAUUCUCUAAGGAAGCCAAAAGGUUGUGCCCAUUACGUCAGAUUACUGAAAAUUCUCAAAAGGAUCUUGAAAAUCUAGUUAACGAAUUAAAAGCCGAUGGUGCAACCAAUAUCUCUGCUGGCCUUCAAACUGGCUUGAAAGUUAUUAAUGACCGUCAUAUUACUGGCGGUCGUUCUGUUGGAAUCAUGCUUAUGUCCGACGGUGAGCAAAACGCCGGUGGUGAUGCCGCCCAAGUUCCGGUUGGCAAUGUGCCCGUACACACGUUUGGUUUUGGCAUAAGUCACGAACCAACGGUGCUUAAGGCUAUUGCAGAUAAUAGCAUUGAAGGAACGUUUUCAGAAGUUCAGAACAUAGACAACUUGAGCAUAGCUUUUUCCCAAUGUUUGGCUGGACUUCUCACUCGGGUUGUUGAGGACCUCAAGCUGAUACUCACCCCAUAUGAAGACGAAUCGACAAUCGAGCAAGUAAUUGCCGGAAACUAUCCUCAAUCCAAGGACGACGCUACUGGCUCUGUAACUGUUACCUUUGGUGGUCUCUAUGCUAAAGAGGUGCGUAAGGUCAUAGUGGACCUUCUUCUCCCUGCUGUUAGUAAGGAGCGAGGCUCAGAUGUUCUUGAAAUUGGCUUCUCAUACAGCUUUCGGGGAAGAUUUUUUGAGGCCCCUCCUGCAACCAUUACUGUACGCCGCACCGGAGCAUCUACAUAUGAGCAAGAGAGGCCAGAGGUGAGAAAUGAGGAAACACGUCUCCAGACUGCAAGUAUGAUCAAAGAAGCAAAAGUCAUGGCUGAUGAUAAUAAGCUUGAUGAUGCUCGGGACAAGGUGGUUGAAGCCCAAAAUUCACUGGAAGAUGCGGAUGAUGCAUCUAAUCCAUUGAUUGAGAUGUUGAAGUCUGAACUGCAACAACUCUUGAAAUUGAUGAAAUCAGAAGAAAUUUACAAAAAGCAUGGGCGUCCUUUUGUAUUCUCCUCUGAGACUUGUCAUUAUCGCCAACGUUUUGCUUCAAGAGGUGACAUAGAAGGCUUGCGGCUAUUUGCCACUCCUCGGAUGGACACAUACCUUGAGCAAGCAAAGUCAUUUGAUGAGGAUCCCAGCAAGCCACCGCCCUCGGUUGAUGAGGAUGAGAAGAAAGAAAUGGCUGCCAAUCCCCUUGCUCCCAUCGCUGGUGCUCUUAUCUUCUACAUUAAUUCUGCCAUUCAGUCUCUCCAAGCAAUUGAAAACAUAAUCAAAAGAGGCCUUUGAUUACUUGGUUACUUUUAAUAUGUGUUUUGCUUUUGUAUUUUAAUUAAGUGAUUUAGAGUAGGAAUUAAAUAAUUACUUUUGAAAAAACAAAAAGCCAUUAUAAUAAUUUAUUC
Molecule: messenger RNA, 1741 nt
Organism: Manihot esculenta (cassava)
Lineage: Eukaryota; Viridiplantae; Streptophyta; Magnoliopsida; Malpighiales; Euphorbiaceae
Exons: 4
Coding region: 81-1628 (515 amino acids)
Source: RefSeq, a predicted model, not a curated record